AUGAAAUUGGGAGAUGAUCUUUCACGAGAUACGUCAUGUAUAGUCUUCGCAUUAUUGAAGGAAUUGAAAAGCGUCGCGCCGUCGGAAGUGCCCAUUACGCCUCUCGCCAAUUGGAGAGUACAAUUAAGAGAUUCUAAAGGGAACUAUAUCGGUCAUUCGGCAGUCAUCAACGAUGGCGUAUACUGGGUGGAUUUUGUUAAUGUCGAAUAUGCAGCCAUCGUCGAAGGGAGCUUAAAUGAACCAGGACCGAUAGUAGAUACCCAGGACACCUCUGCAGGCCCUCUAAAAGGGGGGAGCUCACCUGGUAGCACACCGUUGUCCUCGACCUCAAGACCAGGAGGAAGCGUUCCGAAGAGCAUUUUAGUAGAAGGUACGGGGAAUUUGCCAAUAGCCGAUCCCCCAGCCCAUGUCGAUGGAGGCCCUGUGGGCUCCAUAAACAAGAUGGUUAUUGGCCACUGUGAGGCGUAUCCUGAGAAUAGUGAGUCUAUUUCAUCGCCAAUGUUUGAUUCCCAAGAAGAUGAUUCAAGAAAGGUGCAGAAUUGGCAAAACCUGCCCAGCGCCAAAUCACAACUAGUUGAUUUACGGGCUGGGGAAGAUCCUACAAUCGGCCACUCCAAACCGGUUUCCUCCAAGCCGAUUGCCGCCCCUGAACAAAAAGCUACUCCUACAAAAAUUGACAACUUCCGGACUGGAGGCAACACCACCCGAAACAAUGACACGCUGGAAACAAUGAUCAAAAGCGAAUCUGCAGGGGAUGGCCCUAGCGAAAGCGAAUCUGGGGGGGGUGGCCCUAGAGCUCUUAUUGGCGUGCAGCCGACAGAAAACCUCACCUCGGUCGUUGAUGGUUUGCACGGUACGUCAGUCAUUGACGGUUUGCUGGCGAGAGCCGUGGAUACGGAUGGUGUGACCGCCGGAAAGGUUGAGGCCGUUCCGGCUGCAAAGGUUGCGGCCACUCCGACUGCAAACGGCGGGACAACUCCGACUGCGAAGGUCGCUCGCACCCCGGCUGGGAAGACUGCAACCGGCGGGGGCGAUUCCUUGGCGACAAAACCGGCUGAAGCCGCCAAUCGAAGCGCUUCGAAAGUUGGACCGCAUAUUGGCCCAACGUCUAUAAAGAUGGUCGUCCCUGCGGUCAACACGACAGUCAAGACGGCAACCAAGACGACGGGCAAGACCACAACCUCUGGUGUGCCUGGCAGUCCAAAAAGGGCUGCAGCUCUUUCCCCGCAGGACCCGAAACGAACAGGGAAGAAAAAGGGUGCCAAGAAAGCCCGCUACCUAGUCUCGGACACGGAAGAUGAUAGCGAAUCACACAGCAGUGGCAACACUCCGAAAGAAAAGACUAGUCGUCAAUCAGGUCCUCAUAAAUCCAACUUGUCCGAAUCUAAACCUCCUACGGACAGACCUCUAACAGACAGACCUCUAACAGACAGACCUCUAACAGACAGACCUCUAACAGACAGACCUCUAACGUGUAAGGGGGGUGGACUCGCCCCGACGGGCGGGCGACCCCCGACGGGCGGGCGACCCCCUACGGUUGGGCAACGCCCAACGGGUGGACUACUCCCGACGGGACCUACUUCGGGUGUGCAAGGUGCUUCGGGUGAGGCGGUGAGCCAACCGGUGAGACCAAAGCAGUCGACAUCGUCGAGUCACGCGUCGCCGGUGGAUGCCACGGUGGGUGGGCCGGUGACUGCCACAAGUCCAACGCUAAUCGAGUUAGUGACGAUUAAGCCGGAGCCGCGGAUUAGUCAUUCCCCUCCGAAUAACCUGGGGCCUGGUGCUCCGCUCAGCGGUAGUCUUACCCCGAUCCAAACUAAUACCCCGAUCCAAACUAAUACCCCGAUCCAAAGUACUACUACGGUCCAAAGUACUACGCGAGUCGUUCGCGGCAGUCCGAGAGUUAUAACGCCGAAGAGCCAAGCCAUCGUGAUUGAUUUGGAUGAUGAGGACGACGCUGAGCCUGUGUUUGUGCGUCCGUUUGCAUACCUGGUCCCGGAGGAUGAUCAGUCGAUGUUUUGCCUAGGUGCGGAUCCGCCGUUGGAGUUAAGGCGUUGUUCAAAUAUAUCUUUAAGUUUGCGAAGUUUCUCGGAAGCGGACUUGCGUUUAUUUCUACCUAUGUCCGUGCUGCAACAGAGGCUGAACCGGUCGAAUGUGGAGUCAGUGACGCUAUUGAUGAACCAAUAUGAAAGACAGGUGAGAUCCCGAAGGAAUGGUGGUGUUAUGGAGGCAGCCUUUGCGCUAUCGGGCGAACUUGGAGACAACGUGUACCGAGAGUACGCGGCUGCCAUUGCCUCACUCUGGGUACAAGGUCACCGGAGACAUCUCUGGGUCUGUAAGGCACCUGCCGAUCGCGUGGCCGGGCUCCAAUUCGCCUUCGAACAGCUCGAAGUAGACUUCGUCCCCGUCGCGCAAAUCAGGAGCUAUAAUCAAGAGGAACUGGGCCAAGAGGGUGUCCUUGUUCUCUGCGACCGGGCGUUCUUCAGAGAGAACCCUACACCGGAAUACCCUCUCCCCUUCCCCAAUGAGACGGACAUGGCUGACUCCGUAACUGGUGCGACAAAGGCUAGUGCGGCAAAGGCUAGUGCGGCAAAGGCUAGUGCGGCAAAGGCUAGUGCGUUAAAGGCUAAUGCCGUAAAGGCUAAUGCCGUAAAUGCUAGAGCGGGAGGAUACCGCCAACCUUUGUCUCAGGCCGAGCGUAAGUGCUUCUGUCUAGGUAGUUGUGCUUGUGGUUUGUUGCAUUGGAUGGCCUCUGGAAAGCUCAAUCUCGAGCCAGUUAAGUCCCAGUCGUAUAUGUGGACCAAGUGGAUGCAGGGUUAUCGAAAAGGCUUUGCUGACAUGGUUAGAGAAUUUUGUGGACUGGUGAUUGUUGACCAUGAGUGCAUCCGAUUACUCGCUAUCAGGCGGCGCAUAUCUUACUGGUAUGACCGUUUACUUAGAUUAAAAUACAGCAGCUUUGUUAUAUACCAUAAUGUAAAGUUUGAUGAUAAGGAGUGCGCGUUGGGAUUAAUCCGAUUGAUUAACAAAAGUGUGUGUCAGUGUGCGAACGUGAAUCCGAAGCAUGAAAUACAAGCUGAUGGACUUCCGCCUUGUGCUAUUGAGCAGAAUGCUGCAUUGGCAAAGGUGGAUGUUGAAUACUGGACCAUCUACAAAGCUGAUUUGUUGAAUAAAGGACGGCUGCUGGAAAGAAAAUUCACGCCAGAUCCUGGCCGAUUCGCAGUAACCCGAGUAAAAGUCGACCUGACGUGGCCGACCGAUUAUAACCGACCGACGGAUUAUAACCGACCGACGGAGCAAGCCGAAGCAGGAAUCCGGGAGCAGGUGUUGAAAGUUAUUGCGCUACUGCAAGAGUAUACUAAGGGGUUCAUACGAAUGGCUGUGAAAGUGUCUGAGGAGAACGAGACAGUCCAGUCACUGAUUGUCUGGAUCUCACGAAUUGUGAGGUGCUUGAUAAACCUAAUCAAGUACGACUACGUCGUCGAUAAUAGGAAACUACUAUCCAACCCAUCCCUCACUCUUAUGCUGGAGGGGCCGAUGACGUACGAGCUGCCUCUACUGAAUAUUCAGGGGUAUAUAGAGCAACAAUUGUCUAUGGCUAAGGAGGGUCGUACUGGACAAUGGUUUGAAGCAAAAAAAUUCUUUACUGACAUCCAGAUCGCGAUGAUCAAGUUUGUUCGCGGUAAAGUCUCUCAACUAAUGGGAGUUGCCGCCGUACCUAGCACCAGCGGCGGUCGACUGCCGGACAAUAAUUGUGCCGAGGAUAGCCCCCUAGACGGAUCGCUGGAUUCUCCCGAUUCCUCGACUUUAUCCGUGUUCUCCCAUGCGGCAGAAAAAAAGGCCAAGGCUAGACGUCUGGUCCACGUAGUACCCGGCACCGGCCAUGUUGUCGCUUCGUACCCCAUGAAUCCUCUUGAUAUAGCCAAUAGAAUUCAGGCAUGCACACGCGUGUUUAUUCUCGGAUUUAUCGAAGAUUUCGAUCGUCUGAAAUGCGAAGUGGAGACGCUUCUAGCAUUCCUACCGAGGGCAAAAAUUCACUUUUUGAUUACGGAGUCGAUUUGGGAUGUUGCCAAUGUUACCCGCUUGCUAGAAGACUGGGAAAUCAUGGACCAAGUGGCCUUUCCGUCAAGUUGGGACGUUGCAGCCUGCGACAAGGGCGUGGGCAAUGCGGCAAGCGCAAUAAAUCUUAGCACGCAUUGUCUACGGACCUUCCACCCGUGCACCCAGCUCAGGCUUCUCGACGCAGUUAUCUACAUGUCCAGGUACUACGCUAACCUGAAUUCGCCGGAUUUCGACGUCAUUCUCGAGGCGGUCAAUAUUUCACACAUCAACAAGUUCACAGAGAUCGACUAUUUGCAAAUGUUUGCGAGGAACUUGAUGUUGACGGAUGUCAGACACCAAAAAGUGAUAUGCGACAAGCUGCGGUCCAUGCUGCAGAUAUAUUUGCUCUCAGUAGAGAGCUCAGAGAAAGUGCUCGUGUCUCUCGCGGCUUUAAUGAGCUGCGGUGUGUUGCCGAAGACUGUUCGACCGCUGGCAAAGUUGGACGUCAAUUUCGCGUUAAAUUUCACCUGUAUGGAAACGUUGUUGAGUUGGUGCCGAAAACGAUUUGGGGUCCUGAGACCGGAACCAGGAUUCUACACGGGAGUUGACGGCGUGGUCUUUAUUCUGCCGCUGGCCGCUGCGUGCUCCAUUGCCAAAAAAACCAACGCGUACAACAUGUCGCUCGGCCCGCCACACAAUCCCGCAACGCCCGAACCGAAAACGACUACCGGGCACAAAAAGCUGCAGAGCAAAGAGGCAGGACGGAGUGCAGGUCGUAUCGUGGUUCAUUUGUCAGAUGAGACCCGGAGACGAGUGAUCACAAAUGACCCAGUUGUCGCAGACGCGCGAGCAGUUACCGAUGAGGGCACGGUCACCGUGGUAAGGCGGGACGUGACGACGAGCGCUGGAGAAAUCGUGAUGGCAGGAGACGAACGAAACGGCCAGGAGGCGACGUGGCGGUUCUCCCGCGAGCCUGAUGCUUUGCGGGCCAUGGCUGACCGUGUCCUGGUUUUCACACCGAGGGGCUGUGCCAUUCAGGAAUGUGUUUUGGAGGACGGUACUGUUCGGUUGCGGACAGGUACGAUCCGUAAGAUCAGCGACGACGAAGGGCGUGGCGUAUGGUCGGCUGCCGCAACGUCUAGCCAGGGUCUAGUUAGUCACAAGAAGGUGAGUCUGCUUACGGAGGAUAUGAUUCCGAUAUUGCGUCAGGGCAUACAAGACCGUCGGUGGCCGAUAUAUGAUUGUCUGGAUGCAGUGGCGCGUGACAAGGAUAAUACAUAUUCGGCUUUGGUACAAGUAAUGAGUGUGAAUUUAGGUCGAAGUUACGUAACAGGUGUUUUUCUCUUCGGUGAAAUUGCCGAUGGUUAUUGUCGCCGUCUGAUUGCAUGGCCGAAUAGCGCUGCUGAGGUGGUUCGUGAGUGGGUACGAGUGAGCAAUGGGCACCGAGGACUGUUGCUUAAUUAUCACCUCGUGUUUUGCGCGGCUCUACCAUCUUUCCUCACAUUGGUGUUCAGUAAAAUUGACCGCUGGUUUGACGGCUUUGUGCCCAACAACGAGAUCGGCAUCACCUCCAGCAUCGUCAACUGUGCCGUGGAAGCCGUCAUUGCCGAUCUCACGCUGUCCGUGAAACGAGUGAAUGUCAAUGUCCACCAAUCAAUCGCCGCACAUAUUGUCGAGUUAGAACGCGUCUACGCAACUGCCAACCUGCAGACACACCUACAGGACAUCCUCAACGCAAGCAUGGUCAACACAAACCUGCUUGGGUCGGGUAGCUCGGAUGUACUGAUCUCGGGUCUGCUUGGCAAAAUAUGCAGGAUACUAUGCUGCAAUUUAGACUCUCUUCAGAGAUAUGUGCUUGCCAGAAUAUACCGAGAGACGUCUGUUGGCGUGUCUAACGAAGAACUCCUCUCCUGGGCCGUCGUCUUUAAUUGCGUGUACCCCACCCAUCAAAUACCCGUCUUGACCGCCGAGCUGCUCAACCACGUCUUACUGGACGCCGCAAACCAACGAGUUUUUGGUCUCAGCUACGACGAGAACAAACUCAUGAGAAAGAUUACUAACCUUGACAAUAAAGUGCGGUUGGAAACACAUAGGGUAUGGAAACACAUGCUAGGACACAUCGCACAAUCAGGUCAAACACGACACCCAGAUCAUACACGGCAACCAGAACAAGCAAGGAGAACAGAAGAACAUGCACGACUGGAAUCCAACAUGAGGUGGGAUGGGAAUGGUCGCCGUCUGCAUGGUCGCCGUCUGCAGCCGCCCGUCACUAAUAAUGUGGCAUCGGUGGAUGUCUGCCGCUCCAACUCAGAGUGGACACCAGAGCCACACUCACGUUGGAAUGAUAGGGACCCGCAGCCCUGGAACGAGCAGCCCUCUCCGAUCGAGCCAAGAAAACGCCAUCUAUCCACGGAUAUCAAAAAACCCGCCGAGAAUUAUUGCGACCGCUUUGGUGGGAAGACGUUCGACGAGACGGGUUACUACAGAGCUUCAACAGAUGAGACAUAUUCUGUUUCGUUGCAAACACGGGCUCGACGUCUUACAGAAAAGUGGACACGAGAUGACGGCAGGGCACGAGAUGACGGCAGGGCACGAGACGAUAGUAGAGCAGACGGUCGUACUCACACCAAACGACGAACAAGUCUUGAUCAGUAUGUCACUAAGCGAAGAAGGUCUCUUGAGGACGCACAUCGCUCUGUCCCUGAAGACCCUCCGAAAGUUCGGGUUCUGGCGGACGGCAGAGUCGCUUGCACCAAAUCUCGUGCAAUCCGGAAGAACAGCCCACGGUGA
This is a messenger RNA of Gregarina niphandrodes, 6828 nucleotides long. Its product is annotated as african swine fever virus J13L. The record is from RefSeq and is a predicted model, not a curated record. Lineage: Eukaryota; Apicomplexa; Conoidasida; Eugregarinorida; Gregarinidae. The transcript has 2 exons. Bases 1 to 6828 code for a protein of 2275 amino acids.